AUGGCCUCGGAAAAUUCUAUUGCAGCACUCGAGGCCCGAGUCGUGGCUGCCGAACGCCUGGCACAGCGUGCUUACGACCGUGGUGCGGUCGAGAAUGUCUUUAGCAAGUACAUGCACCUCCACAACGUAUUUGAGGAUGAACAGAUCAAACCGCUCUGGGUCAAGAAGGGCACUGAAGGAAUUCAUGCUCAGUACACCAAUGUGGGUGUAUACACGGACUAUGAUAGCGUCAUGGCCUAUCAUAGUGGACGUCCAUCACCGGCAGGCAAGCUGAUUCUCCAUGAAACCACAACCCCUCUCAUCGAGGUUGCAGAGGAUGGUGAAACAGCCAAAGGAUUCUGGCUCAUGGCGGGUGUUGAGAGCGGCUUGUCUGACCCAUCCAACGUCGGCGCUAUGCCCGAGUUUCUGUAUGAGCCCGAGGACAAGAACGUCGACGGAAAACGAGUUUGGACCCAUUGGGUGUGGUGCCAGUACGCCCUUGACUUCUUAAAGCAGGAUGGCGAGUGGAAGAUUUGGCACUUCCGCUGCCUGGAGGUGACUCGCGCUCCGUUCAGCGAGAACUGGAUUACGUUCGCCAAUAAGAACCAGAUCGCAUUUGAUAAGGACCUGGCCUAUUUUGGAAAGAACGGCAAGGCAGUUUUCAUGCCUACUCCGGAUGAAGCCGCGAAGAAGAUUGCUGAUGUCUACGGCCCAAACCGAGCUCGAAAGCUCGAUGUACCCCUUCCGUCCCCGUACAAGACGUUUGCGGACGUUGAAGAAUAUUGA
Molecule: messenger RNA, 765 nt
Organism: Ilyonectria robusta
Lineage: Eukaryota; Fungi; Ascomycota; Sordariomycetes; Hypocreales; Nectriaceae
Product: SnoaL-like domain-containing protein
Exons: 4
Coding region: 1-765 (254 amino acids)
Source: RefSeq, a predicted model, not a curated record